CAUUUUCCGGAUUGCUUCAUUUUAUUUGGUAGCUUUGAGAAAGCAACGCACACUACCGACGAGCAAGACACGAACUGGCCACCUAGAACCGUUUUGUGGAAUUUAUGGUGAAUUUUCCAUAUUGACAUUACCAUUUGGAUGGACUACUGUUUGGAUUUUUCUACGAUUAUACUUGCCUUGGCAUUCGAGAUGGGCUAUUUGACGUCACUGUUACAAAUCGUUGCUGCGGUCCAGUUGAGCCUUUUACCUGCACAGAGUUCUUCCUUAGUAAACAUAAACAGCACUGCUAAAGUAAUUCUGUUUCAAGAGGUUUGGGGGAAAAGCUUCUGCCGCACUAUAGAGAACUUAGUGGAAGUGGUUCAGGAGUACCCUGGAGAGGUGGAGCAUAUUUUCAGCCCCGCCUGCGUGCCAUUGGUCCGCUGCGCUGGUUGCUGUGGAGAUGAGAAUCUGGAGUGUCACCCUACGCUCACUUCUAACACCACCAUGCAAUUGUUAAAGAUCAAGCCAGCAGAGCAGGGCCAGGAAUAUGUGGAGAUGACCUUUGUGGAGCACAAAGCCUGUGAAUGUAGACUAAGAAAACCUACAACAAAACAAGACAGAUGGAAACCCAGAAACAGAGGGAGAAAAAGGAAGGAGAAAAAGAGAGUGAAAGAUUGUGACAAGUGUCAGCCUCCCCGUAGGUAAACGCUGUCUCGCCGUGAUGCCAGCCAAUCGUGUG
Molecule: messenger RNA, 718 nt
Organism: Sinocyclocheilus rhinocerous
Lineage: Eukaryota; Metazoa; Chordata; Actinopteri; Cypriniformes; Cyprinidae
Gene: pgfb
Product: placental growth factor b
Exons: 7
Coding region: 139-684 (181 amino acids)
Biological process (GO): positive regulation of angiogenesis; positive regulation of mast cell chemotaxis; positive regulation of endothelial cell proliferation
Cellular component (GO): membrane
Molecular function (GO): vascular endothelial growth factor receptor binding; chemoattractant activity; growth factor activity
Source: RefSeq, a predicted model, not a curated record